GCGCAUUAACGAUAGACUGAGAAAAUUAUUCGUUUUAUUUAGUUUAUUUUUCGACGGGUAUUUAAGGCACUGCCCGUUACAAAAACAAGUUUUAACCGAAUCUAAAUCGAGGGCUAGCUCUUAAAUUAAACGCUGAGUAAACAGUGGUGCAGUGGCAGUGAUAUCCUAGGAAAAACAGGCGUGGGAGUGGCAACAGCAGCAGCGGGUGGUGUGGUGUGUUGUGGUGACGGUGGCGGCACGCAUUCUAUUUAGGACCCCAAACAGACACUUAAGUGCAAUCUUUCAACAGUUCCCUCUGCUGAAUGUACUGGCGCUGGUUGUGGCUCUGCCUUAAGAUGAUCUACCAGCUGCUGUGCUGCUCGGUGAGCUUGAUCUUCUUCUGCUUCAACGUGUUCUGGUUGUUCUGCAACUUGGCUAUACCCUGGGGCACCCUGACCCUGCUCGUCGUCUGUGUGGCCUCCAAGUUUGUGAAGCUGCAGCGCAGUCCCAACGAGAAGCGGCUGCUCAGCCUGCUGAGCGCGCCAGAUGAUUGGCCAAGCUACUGGCCCAUCGCCAAUCGGGCUGCCGGCUACGAUGCGCCCGAGAACUCGAAGGCAGCUAUCAAAAAGUGCCUAACACGUGGAUAUCGGAACGUGCUUCUAGAUGCCGGCCUCACAUCCUGCGGGGAAAUCGUUAUAGCCAACCCCAGUCGCCUGGCUGUGGCCCAGCAGCCGUUGAGCGAGCUGCAGAAACUGAACAUCACGGAGCAGCAUCCCAUGGGGUCCCAAUUCGAAGCAGAGUCGGUGGCCACGCUCAGGCAGCUCGCCGACUAUGUGGAGGCGGAGGCCACCUCGGCCACGCUCUUCCUGCGCCUUCACGACAACAGUGCCCGCAUGCUCGACCAGCUGCAUAAGUUUAUGGCCGCCAAUGAGCCGUUUACACAGCGCACAAUUGUCAUAAGUCGCUCUCCGCUGGCUAUUUAUCAGCUGCGUAAACUGCAUCCGGAGAUAAUUUGCGGCCUUUGGCAUGAGACUUAUCUAUCGCUGGCCAUGCUCAAAUCCUCCACACUGAUUACCUCAAUCUAUGGUGCAAUCUUUCGCAAUAUCAUUGCCCCAGUGAUCGGCAUAAGCGUCGUCUUUCUGAGCAAGGAAGAGUUCAAUUUGCACAUUGCCGACCUGUGGCGCAAUGUGGGCGUCCGUCCAAUCGUCUACAUGGUGAAUUCACCCAACGAGAAGCGCUAUUUUCAGAAGACCAUGAAGAUACAAUAUCUGACCGACUCGCUGCGCUCCGAGCCGCAUCUUCUGAUGAAGGCCUAAGGAGUUGCAUUCACCAGCGGGGAAACCAACGAACUCAAACGAACACAACUCAGACAGGAGCGCACACAAAGAGAAACUGUUUGCAUUUAGCUGCGCUACACUUAUUUCUUAAGAGUAAUUCGUUUUUAGUGUCCACGUUCAGUCACCCACACUUGAUAUGUGUUUAUAUGAUGCGUUUUUUGUACGCGUUCUGCAUCCGUAGAAGCUUUAGAAAGUAUUACCCGUUGUGUACCAGUACCAGUACCCGUACCCGUACCAGUACCAGUGAGAUUGAAGCUAUUUGUAUAUUUAUGUUUGAUUAGGUCUUGUGCUUUAUUUAUUGUAUGUAGCGGAUGCUUUUUAUAUUUUACAUUGACGUCCUGUAUAAUUUUAUAUAUAUUUUAUUUAAUUAUGUCUAUAUUCUCGUAUACUAUACCCGGCUAAUAUGUUCUAAAAAUUUGUACGAUAUUUCUACCCAUGCUCUCGAUAUGUACACAAAUGUAGUAUACCUUACAAGGUAGUGUAUUGCUUUUUUUGAGUGCUCUAUACAUACAUAUAUAUGUAGUGUGCACACAUACACGCGCAGGUUUUCUAUAAUGCCGAACAUUUGCCAACUUUUUCACAAAUGUUCCUAUUGUUAUGCAGAUCCCAAAAGAAUAACUUGUCUAAGACCAAGUCCCGACUACAAAUAUGUACAAUUAAGUUUCUUACGUCUAAUCCGAGGGAGAGCAAACAAAUUGUGUUCCAACGAGCAUUACCCAUACGACUAUACCAAAAAACAAUGAUGCAAAUUUCAUUUUAUUACGAUGCGAUGAUACGAUGAGUAAAUAAAGAUAAUGCGAACAAUUGAUUUAAACUCAAAAAUCCACUCUAAAA
Messenger RNA from Drosophila obscura, 2150 nucleotides. RefSeq names its product glycerophosphodiester phosphodiesterase 1. The transcript has 6 exons. Lineage: Eukaryota; Metazoa; Arthropoda; Insecta; Diptera; Drosophilidae. Gene Ontology annotation, biological process: lipid metabolic process. The coding region runs from base 303 to 1295 and encodes 330 amino acids. The record is from RefSeq and is a predicted model, not a curated record. Gene Ontology annotation, molecular function: phosphoric diester hydrolase activity.